AGGAAUAUUUGGAGUUAUUUUCGGACUUGAGUAUGUUGAUGAACACAUUGCACCAGAUCAAACAAAGUUUGCGUUCGUUUCGAUAUGGUUUGCCUAUGCUUUUGCCCUUUUCUUGCUCAACUGUAAGGUUAAAGGACGUAGGACUUUUUCUAGAGUACCGUUUAUAAACGCGUGGAAGCUUUGCGUGUUUUUAAUCACUGGUUUUAUCGGUGGAUUGUUCACAUCUAUUACAGCAAGUGGGAUGGGCAUUAGUCACUUUAGUGUGUUGACCUUAAUGUUCGGUGUUAGCGAAAAAACUGCAGCCCCGACUUCCGUAGUAUUACUUGCUGGUAGUUCCAUAUUUACCUUUUUCUGGCGCCUAGUCAUGCACGGAGACAUCAGUGCUGAGGCCUGGAACUAUUUCCUUGUUUCCAUUGAAAUCGUUGUAUUUUUUGCUCCACUUGGGUCUUUACUAGGCAGCUAUUUGAAUCGUUUAGUCUGUGCUUUUAUCAUAUAUGUACUUGCAAUCGUUGGGUUCAUAGGAGCCUUUGUCAUUGUCCCUUUAACCCCGCCUCUAAUUGGACUAUCUGUAGGACUUACGGUUUGUGGGUUUCUAUUUUUCUUAGCACUCAUGUUUGUUGGAGGGAGAAUUCUCGAAGAUGUUGUGAGGCUAGAGAAACAAGAAGAAAAUGUCAUAUAUCUGUUUGACAUAGUUACUGGUGUAAUGGCAGGUCAACACAAACGUAACGAUGCUGUUAUAGCAAAUGACAACAAGGCAACGGAAAAGCCCAUUACACAAGAAAAGGAAAUUACCGUAAUUGACUAACGAGACAAAACCCGUUUUAGUUAAUUUGUGAUCGUAAAUAUUGAAUGUCGAACAUGUAAGUUAAAGAUCUCAGAUUAGAAUCCAUGAUGAUUUCAUUUAUAUGCAGCGUUUUAAAUGUAGUUGGGAUGGAUGGAAUGACGAAGCGUUCAAUUAAUGGGGUGGGAGCAACCACUAUCAACCACAUUUGCAGCAUGGGACACAAUAUGUUGAUAAUAAC
Owenia fusiformis is the source of this 1022-nucleotide messenger RNA. The record is from the annotation of a GenBank genome assembly. NCBI's taxonomy places the organism in Eukaryota, Metazoa, Annelida, Polychaeta, Sabellida, Oweniidae.